AUGAACCGAUUCUGGAGCCCGAAGGUGAAGCUGCAGGGCGACGGGCGGUGGCCCGACAAGAAGCUGCGGGGCGUUGGGCGGCGGCCCGACGAGAAGCUGCGGGGCGACGGGUGGCGGCCCGACGAGAAGCUGCGGGGCGACGGGCGGCGGCCCGACGAGAAGCUGCGGGGCGACGGGCGGCGGCCUGACGAGAAGCUGCGGGGCGACGGGCGGCGGCCCAACGAGAAGCUGCGGGGCGACGGGCGGCGGCCUGACGAGAAGCUGCGGGGCGACGGGCGGCGGCCCGACGAGAAGCUGCGGGGCGACGGGCGGCGGCCCGACGAGAAACUGCGGGGCGACGGGCGGCGGCCCGACGAGGAGAAGAUAAACGCGACAACGUUCGACGAGAACGAGUGA
Closterium sp. NIES-65 is the source of this 396-nucleotide messenger RNA. The record is from the annotation of a GenBank genome assembly. Lineage: Eukaryota; Viridiplantae; Streptophyta; Zygnematophyceae; Desmidiales; Closteriaceae.